Solanum stenotomum is the source of this 873-nucleotide messenger RNA. RefSeq lists its product as uncharacterized. NCBI's taxonomy places the organism in Eukaryota, Viridiplantae, Streptophyta, Magnoliopsida, Solanales, Solanaceae. Bases 144 to 728 code for a protein of 194 amino acids. The record is from RefSeq and is a predicted model, not a curated record. The transcript has 2 exons.
GUAAAGUAAGAAUUGUUUUAUUUACAUUUUCCAACAAAUAUCCAUUCCCUUGUACUCCGGGAAAUUGAAAGUUGAAACACCAAUAUUACAAGCAAUCUUCUAAAGCAGCUGCAGCAAGUCUUGAAACCAACUUUGAUUUGAUCAUGGAAGAAUCUGAGACAUACCCAAAAGAAUACUUGUCCCCACAACCAAGAAGAGUCACCUCAAUGUCAUCAUCUGUUUCAACAACGAGUGUCCAUGUAACUGCCUUGGACGGGCUAGUGAAUGUGAACUCACUUUUCACCAUUGCAGUCUUUGUGGGUCUCUCUUUAACAACACCUGGACAGAAAAGUCUGGAGGAUCGCACAGCCUGCGAUGCUGGGAUUGAUGUAGUUAAGAAGUUGUUGGUUUUUGAGGUGGUGUCAUUCAGCUUCUUUCUCUUCUCCUCACUUGUUGCACAGGGCCUCAAAUUGGCAAUUAAUUUGUUGAAUAGCAAAGAUGUUGAUGAGGCUUUUAGGGCUCACAUCAAUUUGAAGGUGCUCAGGCUUGGAAUGAUGGCCUCUGCUAUUGGAUCGGUAAUGGGGUGUUUAUUCUUGAUGCUUUCAAUUGUCAAUGUCAUUCAGAUUCGCCUCGGGGUCUUAUCUUGUGGAAGUAAAUCUGCUAUUCAUGCUGUCUCCACCUUGCUCGUUCUGGUCACCUCUGCUCUUGUCGUUUAUAUUUCUACUGCUAUAUAUGCAUUUCUGCACUAAAGUGAAAGAGUAUCAAUUUUGGUAUGUUAUUUUUUGGAUUUUGUUCAAUGUAUAACAACUAUUGGGCCUGAAACUCCCAACAUAUGUGAUCUUUGAAACUUUUAAUUAUAGAGAUGAUUUAGGUCAUUACUGUUUGAAUUUAUUA